CGCAACAUAGGCAAACAAGGAAAAGACACUGAUAAAUGACUUGAAGCUUUUGUUUUCGAUUUACAGGACCAAACUGCAGAUGUGUCACAAUUUUAGCCACUAGUUUUAACAGACACUAUGAGUGACUUUUCUGUAAACCCGCUGGUGUUGCUUGGUAUCGGCUCCAGCUUCGCCUUUUCUGCCGUGUUUUACCAUUUGUACCAAGAGAAGAAGAAAGAGUUGAUAAAGCUGAAGGAAAUACCCAUAUUCAAACCAGACCAACACCUGGUCCGGGUACUGAAAGCAUCUCCUCACAAGCGACUUCACUAUGUUGCUGUCGAAGGUUUGGUUCAGGCGGACGGGGAGCCCCUGCCCAGCCGGUUUGUCCCACGAUGCUUUGGUGUGAUUCAGAAAGUUUCCGUGGAGGAGCACUGGAAAUACUGGAACUCCGUCACCAAGACAUGGAAUUCCCGGACGAUGAAUAAGAAAGAGAGCAGCAACUCAGUGCCCUUCAGUCUGGUCAGCCCUGGAGCCUACAUCAAUGACUUAUAUGUGAAGGUGCAGAACCCUCUGGAGGCCUCUGGGAGCUACCUGGAGAGGGUCUACUACAAAUUAAAACAUGCUGAAGAGGGCUUGGUGAACAUCAUGCUGCAGGGCCUCAAUGGGGAGAAACCUGUGGCAAUGGCGGAGAGCGAGGAGCUGCUGCGGGUGGGGACCAUACUGACUGGGUUCGGGGAGGUGGUGCUGGAGGGAGGCCAGGUGAUGAGGCUGCAGGCCCCACAGGACGGCCGCAAGUUCAUCCUGAUGCCCUCUGACCACAAGAGCUUUAUAGACAGACACGAGAGUUCAGCCGACAUGUGGAAGGCGCUGACUGCUCUCACUGGCCUCACGGGGGCUUCUCUCCUAGCUGCGGUUAUUUACAACUUAGUGGGAAAACAGGAUGACAAGUCAAAGUAGGCUUGAAGAGGGGGAUCUUACAAAAGCUGUGUUCAGGGUUUUGGGUGUCCCAAAUUUUCCUCAGGUGUUUUGUCAACUGAGCCUUAUAGAUUCAUAGCUUGGUCCUGAUGUUAAAAUAUUUCAGUUGUCAGACAGAUGUUUUCUCAUCAUGUUGAAAACUGUGGUAGACAUGAGGGCUGAAAACACAACACAUUAGUAAAAUAGAAAACAUAACAUUUUACAAAACAUAUUAAAAAAACUGAAAACAUGAUGAUAUUCUACAAAACUAAAAAAGGUAGUAACAAUAUUUCUUGAACCUGUGUUUUCUGUAAUGUUGUGUCUUGUUAAAUGGUAUUUUCUUGGUCUUGGGUUGUCCUUUUCGGCGACUCUCGGCCACCGUACUAAAUGGACCAUUUCAGAUAUUUGUAACCACUUCUCCACACCUACACCUGAUGAUGUAAACACAGGCCAACUAUUUUUUUAAAUUCUGGUUUUGAGCUCAGUCUCUAGGCCCAAGAGCUCUUAUGGGGGAGUGAAUGGAGCCGUGCUACAAGAUGAAUUCCUUGUAUGUCACUGUACAGUGUCCCGUCAGGUUGACCCCUAAUCACACAGCCUCAGCCUGCAACUAAAUGGUUUCUUCAGUCACUGGGCAAUAGGGAUGGAACAACUCAGAGGGGCAUGCAGAGUAUUUUAGUCAAAAAUUCAGUGCUUAAUUAUAAAGGGAACAAUUUAUUUUUGUACUGACAGUGUUUUUUUUUCUUUUACAUAAAACCAUUCAGUUUAAGAAAUUCUGUUGUCAAAAAUCUAAUCAAGCUUUUAUUUUAGUGAUCUUAUUCUCUUUCAAGGCUGUUACAGCAAAUCUGAUCAAAUCAAAGAAAUCAGUCGGUCUGUCAGUCUGAGACUCCACUCCGUAUGUCCAGACAGGAUGGUGAAUUUACUGUGAUCCAUGAUCCAUGACUAAUCCAUUUGGCUGCUAAUCUUCUACCUCUUAAAUCAUUUCAUUUAUACUUUGUUGGUUUAUGACCUGCAGUCAGUGUCCAGUCUAUAGAAAAAGGGCACAAAGCACUGUUGUAAACAGUCUUUUUUAAAGGUGGUGGUGUGAGUCUUGUGUGUAAGAAUGAGAAUAAUAAAACCUCUCCAAAGCUCU
This is a messenger RNA of Lates calcarifer (barramundi perch), 2062 nucleotides long. It is a transcript of the gene mul3, whose product is annotated as mitochondrial ubiquitin ligase activator of nfkb 1-A. The record is from RefSeq and is a predicted model, not a curated record. Bases 118 to 936 code for a protein of 272 amino acids. Gene Ontology annotation, biological process: protein ubiquitination; organelle organization. Gene Ontology annotation, molecular function: ubiquitin-protein transferase activity. NCBI's taxonomy places the organism in Eukaryota, Metazoa, Chordata, Actinopteri, Centropomidae. The transcript has 5 exons.